GGUGCCACUCCUGAAUAUAUGGCUGGUUAUUACAUGUUGCAAAGUGCAAGCUCUUUUUUUCCUGUGAUGGCCCUUGCUCCUCAAGAGAAGGAAAUGAUUGUUGAUAUGGCGGCUGCUCCUGGUGGUAAAACAACCUACGUUGCUGCUCUUAUGAAAAACAGUGGUAUAAUUUAUGCAAAUGAGAUGAAGGAGUCAAGACUCAAGUCGCUUACUGCAAAUUUACAUCGUAUGGGGGUGACAAACACUAUAGUUUGCAACUAUGACGGGAGAGAGGUAAGCAUCUUGUUUUGUUGCCCUUAAUUCUUAUCUAUUACAUUAU
This is a messenger RNA of Camellia sinensis, 319 nucleotides long. NCBI's taxonomy places the organism in Eukaryota, Viridiplantae, Streptophyta, Magnoliopsida, Ericales, Theaceae. The record is from RefSeq and is a predicted model, not a curated record.